UCUCGGAAUUGUCCAGAGAACAUUUCUCGCGGCGUCAAGGCCCCGGAUGUCUACAGCUCUGCGGCGGAAGUAGUGUUUCUGGCUGUUGGCAGCACACGACCCGGCUACAUAGGAUAAGAGAAGGACGGUUCUGAAGAGGUUGCUUUAUUAUACCAUAGGCAAAAUGUCAAAUCCCACGCUUCAGAGUAAACCUAUGAACCCAGAUAACCCUCGGGCUUUCUUUGAUGUGGAUGUAGGAGGAGAGAGAGUUGGGCGCAUUGUGAUGGAACUGUUUGCCGACGUUGUCCCUAAAACUGCUGAAAAUUUCCGAGCCCUGUGCACUGGAGAAAAGGGAAUAGGUGCAACGACUGGAAAACCACUCCAUUUUAAAGGAUGUCCGUUCCACAGGAUUAUAAAGAAGUUCAUGGUCCAAGGUGGAGAUUUCUCCAAUCAAAAUGGUACUGGAGGGGAGAGUAUUUACGGAGCAAAGUUUGAAGAUGAAAACUUUCACUAUAAGCAUGACAAAGAAGGAUUGCUGAGUAUGGCCAAUGCUGGCCCAAACACAAAUGGCUCUCAGUUCUUCAUCACCACAGUACCAACUGAACACCUUGAUGGGAAACAUGUAGUCUUUGGACAAGUAUUGAAAGGCAUGGGUGUGGUCAAAAUCCUUGAAGCAAUGGAGACUAAAGAUGAUGCACCUGUCAAGCCUUGUGUUAUAGCUGACUGUGGGGAGCUUAAGCAAGGAGAUGACUGGGGAAUUGCUCCAAAUGAUGAAGAAGGGGAUACCUAUCCUGAUUUUCCAGAGGACUCAGAUAUUCAUUUCAAAGAUGUUGACAAAAUCCUGUCUGUUGCUGAAGAUGUGAAGAAUAUUGGAAACAAUUACUUCAAAUCUCAAAACUGGCAUAUGGCUAAUAAGAAAUACUCUAAAUCACUAAGGUAUCUGGAGGUGUGUGGAGAUGUAGUCGAUGAUGAGAAUGAACAGAAGAAGCUUGAGCCUGUAGCCUUGAGCUGCAUUCUGAACAUCGCUGCCUGUAAGCUUAAGAUGCAACUCUGGCAGGAAGCCAUCGACAGCUGCACUGAGGCACUUGAAUUAAACCAGACAAACACUAAAGCACUGUAUAGAAGAGCUCAAGCAUGGCAAGGAUUGAAGGAAUAUUCUCAUGCACUGGCUGAUCUUAAAACUGCUCAAGAGAUCUCACCAGAAGAUAAAGCUAUUGGCAAUGAGAUGCUAAGAGUGAAACAAAAAGUAAAGGAAGAAAAAGAGAAGGAAAAGAAAGUUUAUGCAAAAAUGUUUGCUUGAAGACUGUUGAAGAUAAGAAGCUGUGUGAAGCUUGUGUCCUCAUUUUUCACCAAUGUUUGAUGUUCACAGUGUUUAAAUGGUGCAUAUCUCAUUGAUGGAAGAAACAGGCAAAACAGCAAGUUUUGUUUUUCUUUGCAGCGCUAAAAAGAAAAAUGUAACUGAACAAGUACAAUUAUGAUAAUUGUUCAUCUUUAAACUAUGUACUCAAAAAUCCACAUAGAUAUGAUUAAAAAUCACUCAUAGGAAGGAUUUGAAAAAAUACCAGUACAAAAAGACAGUAGUCAAGAAUCAAGAGAUUUAAGAAUACCAUUUUGGCUGCCUACUUAAGUCAAAGUAAUUUAUUUAGGAUUUUGGAUGUUUAAAAGACAGGAGGACGUUUUUAAUUAUACAGAUUAAGGAUGGCAUGGCAGUUAGUGCUGCUGCCUCACAGCUUUUGGAUGGAUUCGAUUCCUGCAUUCUCCCCAUUUUUUCUGGUUACUCUGGUCCUUUUUCCAAAGCCAUGCUUGCUAAGUUUAUUCAUGUCUUUAAAUUGUCCCUGUGCUGGAGUGGCAGCAAGGCUCGGGAUUGCCACACCUUUACCAGGAAUAAUAGGUUUAUAAUGAAUUAUUUGAAUGAAUAUUCUGUCUUAAUUUAGGAUUUGUUUUUUGGUGCUUAUUUAAAAAUGUUUUGGGGGGAUUAAAGUCUGAUUUUUGCAUUUUUUACCUUGCCUUUUUUAGUUUGUGCAUCUUUUCUUUUAUGAAUGAUAAAGUGUAUAAUACUUUUAAACACUUUGUUUCUGGUUAUACCUCUAUACCUCUAUAUAUUUUUAUACCCAUCCUAGAUUGGCGAUCUAUGAAUGUGUUGGUGACUGAAAAAGCUGAGAUGGGAUCCACAGAAAAUUAGUGUAAGAGUGGAACAGCAAUGAGGGGGAAGGAAAAACAUCUUGCUAAUAUACCCAAUGCCCCAAAACUAUAAUGCCUUUUAAAAUUGUCCAGUUUUUUGUUGUUUUUUUUAGACUGAAAGUGUUCAGCAGUACUAAAGCAUGUUUUUUUUUUCCAUAGUGCAUUUUUAUAGCAACUGAACUGAAUUCUGCACUAAAAUUUCCCUUUUCCACAGUGAAUUGUGAUAGUAGUGCACUGUUCCAGUGGUUCAGUGUAACUAACCAACAUUUUCUUCAUUAUUUUGAUAGCUUCAGUGCAUGUGCUGGUCCUCAGAUCUAAAAUGUUUUUUUUAAAACACGUAAGCUUGUAAGGAACUGUUAGGGACAGGUGUAAAAUACAAGUUGGCAAGAGUUGAACAGCUGCUGUUAAAAUUGCACUGGGAAAAAGUUUGUGAAGGCAUUUUAAACAUAAUAACGACUUAUGUUGUUAGAGUGUUGGCUGAAUAAAAAAACAUCUGUUUCA
Lepisosteus oculatus (spotted gar) is the source of this 2661-nucleotide messenger RNA. RefSeq names its product peptidylprolyl isomerase D (gene ppid). The record is from RefSeq and is a predicted model, not a curated record. Gene Ontology annotation, molecular function: peptidyl-prolyl cis-trans isomerase activity; protein binding. NCBI's taxonomy places the organism in Eukaryota, Metazoa, Chordata, Actinopteri, Semionotiformes, Lepisosteidae. Gene Ontology annotation, biological process: protein peptidyl-prolyl isomerization; protein folding.